This is a messenger RNA of Castor canadensis (American beaver), 1030 nucleotides long. It is a transcript of the gene Pde6d, whose product is annotated as phosphodiesterase 6D. Gene Ontology annotation, biological process: sensory perception of light stimulus. Lineage: Eukaryota; Metazoa; Chordata; Mammalia; Rodentia; Castoridae. The record is from RefSeq and is a predicted model, not a curated record. Gene Ontology annotation, cellular component: cytoplasm.
GGCUUUGGGGCGGACGCUCCGCUCCUAGAGGGAAGGAGAAGGGAUCAGCAGCGGGAGCUGAGGGGAGGGAGAGGCCGGUCCGGGUCUGGCCUCUGCUGCUGCUCUCCCGAGGUCUCCAGGCCGGGUUGUGGCUCUGUCCUCGGCUUCUGGGUACCGUCUGCGAGGCUCGUCCGGCCAGUGUGGGAGAGCCGCGGGUGGCAGCCGCCACAUCAUGUCGGCCAAGGACGAGCGGGCCAGGGAGAUCCUGAGAGGCUUCAAACUAAAUUGGAUGAACCUUCGGGAUGCUGAGACAGGGAAGAUACUCUGGCAAGGAACAGAGGACCUGUCGGUCCCUGGUGUGGAACAUGAAGCCCGUGUUCCCAAGAAAAUCCUCAAGUGCAAGGCAGUGUCUCGAGAAUUGAAUUUUAGUUCGGCAGAACAAAUGGAAAAAUUCCGCCUGGAACAAAAAGUUUACUUCAAAGGACAAUGCCUAGAAGAAUGGUUCUUCGAGUUUGGCUUUGUGAUCCCUCACUCUACAAAUACCUGGCAGUCCCUGAUAGAGGCAGCACCUGAGUCCCAAAUGAUGCCAGCCAGCGUCCUGACGGGGAACGUCAUCAUAGAGACAAAGUUUUUUGACGAUGAUCUUCUUGUAAGCACGUCCAGAGUGAGGCUUUUCUACGUUUGAGAGAAGAACUUGUGUACACUUCAAGAAUUGGGGUUUUGCGGGGAGGAGGAAAUUGUUUACUUUUUUCCUCCACACAUUUGAUUUUUGACACUUCACCCAAUUACCUUGAUGCAGAACCUGCUUAUGGCCACCAGGGACCAGCUUCAUGUAGGUAACCAGAUGGCUUUUUUCUCCCAAGCUGCCAUCUUCCACUGACCAGUCUACACUCCCAACCUGAGAUCAGGGCAGGCGAUAUGCCUCGACUCCUUCCUGGUACACACACAGGAACAAGCCCAUACCUCAAACCAGUACUGCAACUGUCACCUGCCCCACCUGCUCCUUGGGCCCUACAGGCUUCCUUUCGCUCUCGUCAAAUUGGAACAUUCA